CCCCGGCACCCCGGCCCCUGCGAGAGGAGGCGGCUCAGCGCCGAGCUGGUCGGACUGGUUCUGAGCAGGAAGUCCCCCGCCCUCGCUGCCGGCGGCCGAUCGACCCCGCGCGGGCCUGGGCGUCUGUCGGUCCGUCCGUCCGGCGGCCGGUCGGACAGCUAGCCGGCGCUCGCAGGCGCGCGGUCGGGCCGGCCGGGGCGGAGAUCAAUGCGGCUUUGUGCGGGGCCGCCCACACCCCGGGGGCCGCUCGGGGCGGCGGGUGCGAGCGCGGCGGGCCGGGCGGGCUGAGAUUAGCGGCCAUGUGACCUUACCUGGGCCGGGCGGCGGGGGAGGGGCGCGCAGGUGAGGCGGCGGCCGCCCGGCCCUGCACGCGCACUCGGCGGCCGCGGGCUCGGCGGCAUGGCUGUCAGCAGGAAGGACUGGUCCGCGCUGUCCAGCCUGACCAGGCAGUGGACUCUAGAGGAUGAGGAGGAGCAGGAACGUGAGCGCCGGCGGCGGCACCGAAAUCUGAGCUCCACCACAGACGACGAGGCUCCCAAGCUCGCCCAGAAUGGAGACGCACCGGCUGCCCAGAGACUGCCGAGCGUGGAGGAAGGAGAGGUGCCCAAGCCACGAACCUCAGCCUCUAAAGAUGAGGAGGAGGACACCCAGGCCAUGCUCAGGACCCGGCAGGAGUGGAGGCAGAGGCGGCAGGUGGUGGAGGCUGCGCAGGCCCCCAGCCCGCCGGGGGCACAGGAGCCAAGGGACAGCUCUGGCCCAGGGCAGGCCAAGCAGCAGCCCCUUGUGCCCAAGAAGGACGGGGAGCCGCCACCUCGCCGGAGACUGAGCCGGGAGCGGCGGGGCCCCUGGGCCGGGGAGGAAGAGAGCUUGGAGGGUCGAGAGUCCGAAGGUGGAAAGAAGGAGGUCUCAGAGAAGUCGGCAGUCUUGGAGAAGCCCCCCGUCCUGGGGAAGACAUUAGUACUUGGAAGGAGACUGGUCUCGAAGGAAACCUCCAUCUUGGAGAAGGCUCUGGGCCCUGAGAAAACAUCUGUGUCAGAGAAGAAGUCAAUUCUAGAAAAAACAAGUGUGUCGGAGAAGCUGCCAGCCCCAGGGAAGACUUCAGACACGGAAAGGAGAGUAGUUUCUGAGAAAGCAUCGCUCUUUGCGAAGUCUCUGGUGUCAGAGAAGACCCAGGCCACCGAGACAAAGCUGGCCCCAAAGAGAGCAGCUGCCUCAGGGCAGCCCCAGGCAGGGGGACAGCUGGCCUCGGGGGGAAGCCAGCCCCCUCCCACCACAGGGCAAAGGGGAAGGGCCCUCCCCGAGAAAAGCCCACCAUCCUCGGCCAAGCUGGGAGAGCAGGGGGCGCCAGACCCUCCGACUGUGGCUUCCCGCCUCCCGCCCGUCACAUUCCAGGUGAAAAUUCCCAGCAAGGAGGAAGAGGUGGACACACCCUCGCCCACCCAGGCCACCUACAGCAGCUCCCUCAAACGCUCCAGCUCCAGGACCAUCUCCUUUCGGAUGAGCCCCAGGAAAGACAGCUCAGAAACAACCUUAACCCGCAGCGCCAGCAUGCGGCUCCCGGCUGGCACAGUCAAGUUAGGGGAGAAGCUGGAGAGAUACCACUCGGCUGUCCAGAGAUCAGAAUCAGUCAAGUCUCCCGGCUCCUCCCGCACCGAGUUCUUUGUGGCUCCCGUGGGCGUAGCCAGCAAGCGCCACCUCUUUGAGAAGGAGCUGGUAGGCCAGAGCCGAGCAGAACCGGCCUCCAGCCGGAAGGAUAACUUGAGGCUUUCAGGGGUUGUGACAUCAAAGCUCAACCUGUGGAUCAGCAGGACCCAGGAGUCUGGAGAUCAGGACCCGCAGGAGGUGCGGAAAGAGUCAGGAGCCACCAAGAGGACCCAGUGGGGAAACAAAGUCUCCUCCCUGGAUGUAGAGGUGUGACGAGCCCUGCCAGGAUGGACCUGUGAGUCUGCAUCUCAGGGGCCCUCCCUCAGGCCAGGCCCCGCCACCAGCAGCAUCCCUGUCUCUCACCCCUGCUCCCUCUCUGCCUCUGGACCUGGCGCCACGAGUGUCGGGGAGCCUCAGCCACCUCCUUCCCAGUCUAGCGUCUGGUGGCGGGUGUGCCCCGGCCCCUUCUCGUCCCACUGCAGGCGCAGCAGAUCCCUGGACCCGGUGUCCGCCCGGGCACAGCACCGACUCUCGUCAGCACCGUGUGGCCUCCACGUCCUGUCCGGAGGUGGCCUCCAGGCCCUGCUCAUGUCCAGGGGCGGGGCGGUGCUGUCCCCCCGGAGUGUGCCUCCACGUGCCUGUGAUGUCGGUCCCUCACUGAGGCCUGGAGUCACCCCCCUCAGUCCCUGCGGCCUGCCUCCAGCUUGCUGAGGCCCGUCAGGCUAGAUUGGCCAGGCGCUGCCCUGUGUCUUCCGUGCGCCCCGUCUCCCUGCUUCCUUUGCCUCUCGUUUCCUUGGCCUGCUGCUCGGCCAGCAGCUUGGUGCCGUUUUGUGCACCCCUUCACCCUCUUUCUGAAAAAGCUGUUCUCAGGAAAGAGCUGAUAAACUCAUUCACUCUCAGGUGUGACUAAUAAGACCUUAAGAAUGGAUUCCUUCCCGGAGGACUUGCUUUUGAGUGGGGUCGUCUGCAGAGUGUGAGGAGGCUUGUUGUGACUGGAUGGGGGGGUCAGGGGUCGUUUUCCCUGCAGCCCCUCUUUUCCUCACGUUGGGGUGGGCGGCCACCUGGUCCUAGCCUAGUGGCUUGGCGGGGGGGCCGGGACUACAAUGCCACGGCUCUGCCACGCUUCCCCAGCGCGGUCUCCCCGCCCCCAGUGUCAUGGCCCGUGUGAGCUUGGAGAAGGCUGAGCUUUCUGAGCAUCUAGGGCAGACCGAACUCAGUCUGGUGCUCUGUUGAACCCCUUAAUGCUGUAAUUUAAAAAAAAGUGUAUGUAUGUGUGUGUACACACGUGUGUAUUAUACAUAUAUGGAUAUACAUUUAUAUCACAUAUUUAUAUACUCUAUAUUACACACACAUCUACACGUAUAUUAUACACACACACACACCUAUUUUUUUUCCCCCAUUUAAAUUUGAUUAGAACUCUUCUUCCUGACUGCUCUGGUUUUACCCAGAACCAGCUGGGGAGGGAGGGAAGGAGAAGUGCAGAGCCCUCCCCACUUCCACUUUGUCCCUUGUCCCCAGGCAUACCUGGAAAACCCCAGGGUUUCUCAGAACACAGCCCUUAAGGGCAUCACGAGGCCUUAGUUCCCCAAGCUUGUGGGCGCUGACACACCAGCCAGGGACUACCAGCCUUGUCCCAGCGUCUGUGACUAGGAGUGAGGGCUCCUGUCUUGGGUCCUUUGGUCCAGGGGACAGAAGGCACUCAGGGCCCCAUCUGUGCAGACCUCCCAGUGACCCCAGGCUGGCCCAUCUGCAGCUGGUGGCUGGUCCCGAGCCUGCACUGAGCUGGGGAUAGUGGGACCUGGAGGUCCCGCCCUGUACCCCACUAAUUCCCCCAAGGGCUGGAGCUUUUGCAAGAGCUCCACCUCCAGAAUUUGAGGACAAAACCAGCGUUGCCCAGAGACUCAAAGGACCUGCUGGACUCAAGGUUCAAACAAGGACCUAGGAUUUUUGGAUGCUCAUGUUCCCAAGUUUGGGAAGUCUCUUGGCAGGUGAAUUUGUUUUGCAGGCAGGACUGUCCUCACAUAGGCUUUUCUUGGGAGAGACUCCCAGAAACCCUCCUCCAGAGUGGAGGCCUGGGUGGGGGCGGAGGGGACUGGCUUGGGCCGGGGUGUCUGGGGGAUCGUGGUGGCUACUUCCUCAGGGUGUUGAAACGCUUCAUGCCUGCACAUCCUCCCUGGGGUGACCAUCAAGGACAGGCCGCAGGGUAGAGUGUUGGGAGACAUGACCCCGUGACUCCCUGCCCUUUGCAUUCAUGCCUCCCUUCUUCCCUUCCCCCACAAAGAGGCCCUGAUCUCAUUCCUGGCAGGGGACAGCCACGCGACAAGGAGACAAUUAUAUGCACAAGAUGAUUUCAGCUGGGGACAGGUGUGAGGACAGAGUGCAGCAUGCUGGUGACUGGAUGGCUAAGCGGGCAGGGGAGGACUCUUGGGGGAGGUGACAUUGAGCACCCUCUGGAGAGAGAGGUCUCCCUAUCCAUAUACCUACCACUCCUUGCCCAGUCUACUCUCCUGCCCUAGUGUCCUUGGGACCCCACACAUGCCCUGCUCUUUUGUGGGUCCUUAAAGUUGCAAGCAGUGUUCCGGUGUAUGCUUCCUCCAGUAAAACUCUGGGUAAGCACCAUCUCUUUGUUUUCUCUUCCCUUCCACCAUUAGCUCUAGGAGGGAACUCAUGUAGUGUAAGGACAGGGCACCCAUGACAGGCUGGGAGCAGCCCUGCCGUGUCAAGGUGUGGCUGCUGGAAAGCGGCUGGAUUUUCUCACUGCCUGCCUGUCCCCCCCGCUUCUCUGAAUUAAAUCCCUGCUUUAGAACAGUUAGUAAAAGCCUCACAUGGUCCAUGAGCGCCAAGAACCUACUGGAUUUUUUCGGGGAGGCUUUGGUGAUUUAGGUGCUCAGGUGCCUCUCCCAGGCAUCUGCGCAAACAAAUUAUGGCCUGUUUGAAGGACUGUUGGGCUUAUGAGGAACAGUUACCCACUGAAAGUGGCUCAAGUGAAGGGAAGGCCUAAGACAAGCAAUCCCUAGAUUCCAGGAGAUUCCAGGCCAGGACACAAAGCAAGGCUGGGCCCCGGUGGGCUAGAUAGAAGGACCAUAAUGCUUUUCUUCCAUCUCUCAGGGACAGCCUGGUUGUUCCCUGUUCCUCUGUCAGCUUGCUCCCCCCACCUGCCCCCCCCCCGCCUCCUUUCUGCUGGCCCAUGCCCCCUGCUCCCCCAGGAUGCUGUCUGGCAGGCCCGUGGCCUCGGCUCGCCCUGCCACAGCUCUGCUGGCCGCCUAGAGGGGCUCAUGGCGGGAUAAGCCUAAAGGUGGGCCAUCAGACCACUGGGCUCCGAGGCCACUGGGGACCCUGGAGGGGACAGUUUCAGCUGAGUUGAUGGGGCAAGAGUAUGAUAGCGGAGUCAGGGAGCCGCAAGUGGAAAUCCCACAUUCUCUCAAGAACGGUGGCGGUGGGCACAGCAGAGUAGCUCCCAAGACAGCAGGACUGAGAAGAGAGCCCAGGACUGGGAGGCUUGGAUACAUGGUCAGGUGGGGGGAGGAGGCCAGGAAAGGGGGAGACUGGCUUUCUUCACCCACGGAGAAAUAGAUAAGAAUGUGCAUCACUGAUGGGCAAGAUCUGGAAGGGCCGGGGGUUUCAGAGUUCAGGGGCACACGGGAGGAGUGGGCCUGGCCCAGAGGAGGGAUGUUCCUUCUUCAGAGGUAGGGGAGAGGCCUUGGAGACUCAGAGACAUUGAGGAGGGCAGUCAGCUCGGACUUGCUUUCCGCCCCCGAUUUCCAUCCUGUAUUGAGCCCCAGGAUGUCUUGGGCACUGUGCUAGGGGCUGAGGACAUGCAAGCCAACCACAAAACCCCUGGAUCCUGGCCUACGGAUCUUACAGUCUAGUAGGUUUAGCAGAUCGUGGUCCCGUAUUCCUUCAUCUUCAAGCCUUAGGGGGAUGCACUUCAGCGGUCCUCAUGGCCCCCUCAAACAACCCAGCUGCCUGUCCAAGGAGAACCAUCAUUCCUGAUUGGAAGUUCUACCUUGUAUCUGACCCCCUGGAGCAGUUUUAGUUCCUUCCCGGUGAGGAGGGCUUGUCACAUGGCUCUAGGGGGGCCUGGAGCAGACCCACUUUGCAGAUGUCCUCACUGAGGCCUGCUGAGCCUGCCUGCAAGGCCCCUCAGCCCAGUAGAAACAGCCAGUAGCCUGGAAGACAUCUUUCCCCACAGCAUCAUUUUCUGUGUAGCUGCAGAUAAGCCCUUCCCUCUGCCCACCAGACCCCCCUGGCCCAGAGACUCAUGAAGUGUCUCGGAGGUUGCCCUCUGCCCCCCAGCCCUGCUCCCAGCCUGCCUUCCCAGGCCUGGGCCUCUGGCAUCUGCUUUAUCAGGAUUCUUAAGAGGGAUAGCUGGUUUCUGUUCCAUGCCUGCUCCCUCCUCUCUUGCCUGCGUAUCUGCUCUGGUUUUAAAUAGCUUAUCUGAGCAGCUGGACAACCACAUGGGCUUAUAUGGCGUGGGCUGCAUGUCCCUUUAGCCCUGUCCCCGGCACCUGCCAAAAUAGCACCCAGCACCCCCCGCGCCCCCGCCGCGUCUCCGGCUGCACAUCCCUCCCACCGCAGGGCUUGGCUUACGGGGCCCCAGCCCACAGGCCUGCUUAAAGCCCUCUCCAUCCCCUGCCCUCACCCAGUCCCCGCUGAGGCUGAGCAGAUACCUCGGGAUCUGUCGGCAGCUCCUGGUUUGAGGUAAGACUUGGGCACGGCUCGAGAUGGGGAGAGCAGAGAGGAGAGGGAAGAUGUCUUGCAGCCUGGCACCUUUCCCAGAGUCUGCCUGCGUCCACACUGUGGGGAUGUCAGAGUUGCUGGUGGUCCACGUUCCCUCCGAGAAGAGGCCACGCUUUAGAGGAGGUGUCGCAGGGAUGGGACUCCGAGACUAGCGCCGUAGGGCAGCAGUGACCCUCUGUUAGCAGUCAGAGCCUUGGAUCUGAGUCCCAGACCUGCCACUAAAGAUACUGUGUAGCUGGAAAGUCUUGGGUGACUACCUUUCCCUCCCUGGGCCUCAAUUUCCUCAUCUGUAGAAUGGACGAGAUAAUCACUAGGCCUCUGCCUGCUCAAAAGACAAUGAAGCUCUAAGCAACGGGGCCUCCCCCAGAUUGCUCGGCCCCGACCCUCACCUCCAGGCCUAGGGCCCCCUGAACCUUUCCAGGCAGGUCCUUCUGGAUUCAGAGCAGAGCAAGACUGCGGUCGUAUCAGUCACAAAGAGGGCCUGGUGGUCAAAUUCUCAUCUCCAGCAAGUCAGUAACUGUCUUGGAAGCGUUGAGAAAGAGCACACUUGCAGGGCAGGCAGGGACCUCUGGAGCAGCUCUGCAAGCAGACAGGAGACGUUUUCUGACUUCCAGAGCCAGCACCACCCCCCUCUGCAGAGAGAAAGCACUGCCAAGCAGCAUUUGGGGGACUGAGGGGGGAGAGACCCCACCGCAAGGUCCUCUUGUGGGCUGUGAGCCCAGCUCCAGGGGUCAGAGUCUAGCUGCCCCCUGCCCCCAGGGUCUCUGCGAAUGUGACCCUUGCCCCACCUCAUCCCGACAUGCCCUGGAGGGACAGACCUUGCUCUGGGUCUGGGAGUGGCAGAGAAGGUCAUAUUCCCUUGAUUUUCAGCUUCUCCUGGGCAGGCGGAGCAAAUAUCUACGGAAGUGAUUGCCUGGAGUGCAAGGAAUUUCAAAGCACAUUCCGGGCCCUGUGCAGUUGGGAAGCCACCUGACCUCCAGAAUUCCUCCUCUGACCCCAGUCUCACAGGGCAGGUCCUCUGAGCGGCUUGGGUUACCCACUGGCCCCCCUCAACCUUGUCCCCUAGCUCUCCUGGUGGGCUGACAGCUGCAGGCUUGGGAGGAGUCCAGCUGGAUGCUGGGGACAAGGGCUGAGGGAUGGGGCCUACAUUCCUCAGAGACUCAGAGACUUGUUUCUGCAAGACGGGAACUUGAAGCUCAUCUAUUUUAUAGAUAAGCUAAUAGAAGCCUAGAGAGAUUAAGUGACUUAGCUAAGGUCACACAGCAAAAACUGGGUUUUAAACCCAGAUCUUUUUUUUUUUUUUUUUAAAGUAAUCUCUAUGCCGAAUGUGGGGCUUGAACUCACAACCCCAACAUCAGGAGUCUCCGGGUCUAUGGACUGAGUCAGCCAGGCACCCCUACAUCCAGAUCUUUUGACCUUAUGGCCAUUGUUCUUUGUGCCUUGUAUUGUUUUUGACAUACUCCCCCAGGAAGGUGACCCUGAUCUCUUGGCUGUGAGGGAAUUUGGCUAGAAAGCAGUCUGUGGAAGCAGGUGAGGGUCUGGGUGUGAAGACACAGCUGCUUUGCACAUUCUCAUUCCUCGCCUUGACAGGGUCCUGACUGGAUCUCAUUCCAAAGCUGUAACCUCAGCCCAUCCCCUGCCACUUCAUGUCUUGCCUUUGGGCCAUUGGCUUGGCAGCGUCCUCUUGGGUGAAUUCAAGCCCUUCCCUGCUCUCCAUCCUUGCUAUUUUUAGGAGUUGGAUGGUGCUCCCGGGAGCAGGGAGAAGGCUCCAAGCUGCUCUUUCUUCCUCUGAGCCCCCGAGCCAUGGCUGGUGGCUCUGAGCUGGUGGGAGGGCAGGGCAGGAGAGGAGAGAAAGCUAGAGGCCACAUGCCCCAUGCUGGCAUGCAUAGCUCCCCUGAGAAACUUCUCUGUCCUGCCUGAGGUGACAGACUCCUCCCAGGGUGCUAGUCCUGGCUACUGCCCUGGGGCUUGGGGCAGAGCAUAUCUGGGGUUAGGGGGCUAUUCUCUUUGGCCACUCUCAUCCGAAGACCCGUUUGGAGAUGCUCUGGAGUUUGGGUCUUUCUUCAGCACAGUGAGGGUCCAUCCUCCUGCAUGACACCAUUCAUGCCGGCCAUCUCUUCUCGCCCACCCCCAUCCCAGGGGAGCCAAACCGUGGCUCAGAGUUUCUGUCCAAAGCUCUGUGUAAACCCUCCCUCCCUGCCCCCACCCUACUCCUGCAGAGAGAGCUGGGGAGGGCCCUGCCUGGCUACAGGCGCGCUCGUCCUGAGCCCAGCAGGACCGGACAUCUCUGGAGCAGGUUCAGAUGAGCGGCCAGCUCGAGGCUGCCAUGGACACUGGGUCUGGGGGAGUUCUCCACGCGGAGGGGCAGUCAUGAGCAGAGGCUCCUUCGGAGUUCCUCAACCUGAAAGCGGCUGCCUGGCAGCAGACAUCACCCCACCCCGCCAGAGCAGGGACUGUCCCUGGGUGUCCGCAGGUGGGUGCCUGGGGCGCCACUCCAGGAGGAUGUGCAGGGAGAGGUGGAGAGGGUGGUAAGCGGUGCUCUGUGGCCCCGUCCCUGUGGCUUGGGUCAGAAGUUGGUGGCUCACGAGAAGCCUCACUGAGGCGGCCGCCCUCACACCACCUUACCCUUCUCCUCGCUGGGGCAGAGGACAGCUUUCAUGCUGCCCAGCUCUGGGGGGCGUCGUUCAGCUCUCAGCCAGUGUGAGCGGCGUCCCUGGGCGGCACGUUGCUGUGGCCCAGGAGGGUUGGGUUAUAAUGGGUAUUCAUCAGGGGUCUGCUCUGGGCCAGGUACUUUAUUAGCUCUGAGCCCCACAGCCUCCCCAGAGGAGGAGCCCUUUCACGGAAGAGGGGACUGAGGGGGAAGGAGGUUACGUGACCUUUCCAAGGUCACAGGCAAAUGUGAGAUGGAGCAAGGAUUCACAUCCGGGUUUGUCUCGCCUCUCCCUGUAAUUGCAUGGAAAUACAAUAAAACCUGACAUUGCCUCGUGCUUUCCACUUUCCUUAAUGUCCACUUACUCCUCAUAAAGACCCCUGAGUAGCCAGGAUGUGUAUGUUGUAUCUCCGUGGUUCAGAGGUGUUAAACAAAGACUUGCCCAAACACACUCAGCAACCUGAUGGAAGAGGAUUCGAAUUGUCCUUUCCUAUCCCAAUUAAGGGAGUAUCUCAAAUUGAGUUCCCUGGGCAAACAUUCUUUAAUUGGAAUUUGUAUUGAUCAGCGGUAGUUUAAUGUGAAAUCCCGAGAUGAUACGGGUCCCAUGUACACUUUGCCCAGUCCCCCCAACGGUACAUGUGCACAUCUGUGGUAUGGAUCGAAACUAGGACAUGGACUUCGCUACAAACCAUAGCCUGAUGUAGACUUCCCCAGCUCUACUUAGACCGAGUGUGUGUGAAAUUCUCUAUGGUUUUAACCUGUGUAGGCUCAUGUGUUCAUCACCACACUCAAGACACGAGACCGUUCUAAAACCACAAAAGUCCUA
This is a messenger RNA of Mirounga angustirostris (Northern elephant seal), 9860 nucleotides long. It is a transcript of the gene LAD1, whose product is annotated as ladinin 1. The coding region runs from base 400 to 1917 and encodes 505 amino acids. Gene Ontology annotation, molecular function: structural molecule activity. The record is from RefSeq and is a predicted model, not a curated record. The transcript is spliced from 10 exons. Lineage: Eukaryota; Metazoa; Chordata; Mammalia; Carnivora; Phocidae.